GUAGGUGGUGACAGUGGAUUGGAUGGGUUAGGAGGACCAGGAGUACAGCUUGGAAGCCCUGACAAGAAAAAGCGCAAAGCCAAUACACAGGGGUCAUCAUUUCCUCCUCCAUCUGAAUAUGCUCCACCGCCGAAUCCAAGCUCUGACCACCUUGUAGCUGCAAAUCCAUUUGAUGACAACUAUAACACUGUGUCUUAUAAACCACUUCCUUCAGGAAAUCCGUAUUUUAGUAAUCCUGGUUAUCCUGGCUUUGGAGGCUAUAACACUUUCAGAAUGCCACCUCACAUGCUGCCCAGAGUAUCCUCACCAUAUGGUGGUUCUUACUCCCUCAGAAACCAACCACAUCCCCUUCCUCAAAACCCUGUGGGAAUGGGUUUUAGUCGACCCCACUCCUUCGGCUUUGGUCCACAUGAUAACCCAGGUUUUGGGAAUCAACCACCUUAUAGCAGUGGUCAGAUAAAUCAAAAUGUCAAUAUGCCUGGUCAGCAUUUUAGACCAAAUCCUAGUGAGAACUUUGGCCAUUCUGGUCAGAUACCUCACCCUGACGUGCCAUCUAGCUUUGGUCCUGGAAACAAUCCAAAUUUCCCAAAUUCUCAGCUAGAGUCAAACCAUUCUUUUGUUUCUCCACCAAACACGUACAACCAGACUAAAUCGUCAGCACAAAAACAAGACUUUAGUCAAGGUGCAAGCAAAGCAUCCAGCCAGAACACUGCUGCUCAUCAGCAUCAUCACAGAACAGAGGACAUUGUGAGUCAAGGUAACAGUGACCUAAAAAGUGUUACUCGAACCAGUGUGGCAAAUCAGGAUAAUAGCCAUUCUAAUAGUGCUGAUAACACUAACACUGGUCAUUCAAAUGGGACUCAGAGUAAGUCCCGCCAGCCUCGAGGCACUGCUGAAGGAUGCAACGCUGAAAAGAGCAGCAAAACACCCCUUCAUCCCAGUCGUCAUGGUCACUCAUCCUCUGAACCUGUGUAUCCAUGUGGAAUUUGUACACAUGAGGUUAAUGAUGACCAGGAUGCCAUCUUGUGUGAAGCCUCUUGUCAAAAAUGGUUUCAUCGGAUCUGUACAGGCAUGACUGAGUCAGCUUACGGCCUUCUUACCGCAGAAGCAUCAGCAGUGUGGGGCUGUGAUACCUGUAUGGCUGACAAAGAUGUCCAGUUAAUGCGUACAAGAGAGACUGCAGGACCGCCUGCAUUGAAUACGGAUGGCUAACAACGGGAAUUGGUGGUCGUGGUUGAAAUACUUGCUAUGAGGAUUUGGUUACAAAUUGGGUACUUCACUUUCUGCAGACAAUCAGUUGUGUUUGGUUGCUGUCAUCUUUUUUCUCCUAAUCUGUUUUCAUUCAUAAACUUCCGUCUUGGCUUUUGUACUCUUAGUUUUAUGUGCGCAAAUGUUUUACAGGAUGGAAUGUUUUUUGUUUGUGAUUAAGCUGUAAAACAUAACUGUCAACUGAUCAGAAGUAGGAUGUGCAUUGACAAUUUUAUUGAAGGCAAAAAUGUGCCUGUAUGAAUAGCCCCUAAUUUGCUAGUGUUGACAUGUUAACUAACACUAGCAUUUAGUGCUCGGUUUUAAUGGUGCUAUAUUUGCAAGUACUCUUUUUUUUUUUUUUUUUUUUUUUUUUUGGGUGAAUGUCCAUUGCUGAUGUUAUCCUUUCUUUCAAUAUAGUGGAGAUGACAUGGAGGAAUGUGCAGUACUAGUAGUUUUUAUUUUAGGGCAAAUGGAGAGGAUUU
Messenger RNA from Pterocles gutturalis (yellow-throated sandgrouse), 1730 nucleotides. RefSeq names its product pygopus family PHD finger 1 (gene PYGO1). Lineage: Eukaryota; Metazoa; Chordata; Aves; Pterocliformes; Pteroclidae. The transcript is spliced from 2 exons. The record is from RefSeq and is a predicted model, not a curated record. Bases 274 to 1212 code for a protein of 312 amino acids.